GCGCGGCACUAGCCGGAAGUGCCGUACGUCGGCCCAGGGCUCGCCGGGAAACGUAGUCUCUCGGGGGCGGCACAGGGCGGUGGCCGCUGGUCCCACGGACCUGGUGGCGGGUCGGGCGUGGACCUGGGAUGGCUGGGACGGGCGGCUCGGGGGUCCCGAUCGGGUCCGGGGCCCUGGCAGGCGGCGCGCGGUCCAAGGUAGCCCCGAGCGUGGACUUUGACCACAGCUGCUCGGAUAGUGUCGAGUACCUGACGCUUAACUUCGGGCCCUUCGAGACAGUGCAUCGCUGGCGGCGCCUCCCGCCCUGCGACGAGUUCGUGGGGGCUCGGCGCAGCAAGCACACGGUGGUGGCUUAUAAAGAUGCCAUCUAUGUAUUUGGUGGAGACAAUGGGAAGACGAUGCUCAACGACCUCCUGCGGUUCGAUGUGAAGGAUUGCUCCUGGUGCAGGGCCUUCACCACUGGGACCCCGCCGGCCCCCCGCUACCACCACUCCGCCGUGGUCUACGGGAGCAGCAUGUUCGUCUUUGGGGGCUACACUGGAGACAUUUAUUCCAAUUCUAACCUGAAGAAUAAAAAUGAUCUCUUUGAAUACAAGUUUGCAACUGGCCAAUGGACGGAGUGGAAAAUUGAAGGACGGUUGCCAGUCGCUAGGUCUGCCCAUGGUGCCACGGUGUACAGUGACAAGCUGUGGAUCUUUGCCGGCUAUGACGGCAACGCCAGGUUGAAUGACAUGUGGACCAUUAGCCUCCAGGACCGGGAGCUCACGUGCUGGGAGGAGGUGGCCCAGAGUGGCGAGAUCCCGCCGUCCUGCUGCAACUUCCCGGUGGCCGUGUGCCGGGACAAGAUGUUUGUGUUCUCAGGCCAGAGCGGAGCCAAGAUAACCAACAACCUCUUCCAGUUUGAAUUCAAGGACAAGACGUGGACACGCAUCCCCACUGAGCACCUGCUCCGGGGCUCCCCGCCGCCCCCACAGAGGCGGUACGGGCACACCAUGGUGGCCUUUGACCGCCACCUCUACGUGUUUGGGGGUGCGGCUGACAAUACACUGCCCAAUGAGCUGCAUUGCUAUGACGUGGACUUCCAGACCUGGGAGGUUGUCCAGCCCAGUUCAGACAGCGAGGUUGGCGGGGCCGAGGUGCCAGAGCGCGCUGCUGCUUCUGAGGAAGCGCCCUCCUUGGCUUCUGAGGAGCGGGGAGGCUUCAAGAAGUCUCGAGAUGUGUUUGGCCUGGACUUUGGCACCACCACUGCCAAGCAGCCUUCCCCACCGGCCUCAGAGCUACCCAGCGGAAGGCUCUUCCAUGCGGCUGCCGUCAUCUCGGACGCCAUGUACAUCUUUGGGGGCACCGUGGACAACAACAUCCGCAGUGGGGAGAUGUACAGGUUCCAGUUUUCCUGUUACCCCAAGUGCACGCUUCAUGAAGACUAUGGGCGGCUGUGGGAGAGCCGCCAGUUCUGCGAUGUGGAGUUUGUGCUGGGUGAGAAGGAGGAGUGUGUGCAGGGCCACGUGGCCAUUGUCACAGCACGAAGCCGCUGGCUCCGCAGGAAGAUUGUGCAGGCACGGGAGCGCCUGGCCCAGAAGCUGGAGGAAGAGGCUGCUCCGGCUCCCAGGGAGGCACCUGCUAUGGCUGUGGGGGGGGCCCGGCCUCCCCUGCUGCACGUGGCCAUACGAGAGGCCGAGGCCCGGCCCUUCGAGGUGCUCAUGCAGUUUCUCUACACCGACAAGAUCAAAUACCCGAGAAAAGGGCACGUGGAGGAUGUGCUCCUCAUCAUGGACGUGUACAAGUUGGCUCUGAGCUUCCAGCUGUGCCGCCUGGAGCAGCUGUGUCGGCAGUACAUCGAGGCCUCUGUGGACCUGCAGAACGUGCUGGUGGUGUGUGAGAGCGCUGCCAGGCUGCAGCUGGGCCAGCUGAAGGAGCACUGCCUGAACUUCGUGGUGAAGGAGUCCCACUUCAAUCAGGUGAUUAUGAUGAAGGAGUUCGAGCGCCUCUCGUCCCCGCUGAUUGUGGAGAUCGUGCGUCGGAAGCAGCAGCCACCGCCACGGGCCCCCUCAGACCAGCCUGUGGACAUCGGCACAUCUCUGAUCCAGGACAUGAAGGCAUACCUAGAGGGAGCGGGCGCGGAGUUCUGUGACAUCACGCUGCUGCUGGACGGGCACCCUCGACCAGCCCACAAGGCCAUCCUGGCUGCCCGCUCCAGCUACUUCGAAGCCAUGUUCCGGUCCUUUAUGCCCGAGGAUGGGCAGGUGAACAUCUCCAUUGGAGAGAUGGUGCCCAGCAGGCAGGCCUUUGAGUCCAUGCUGCGCUACAUCUAUUACGGCGAGGUCAACAUGCCACCUGAGGACUCGCUCUACCUGUUCGCAGCCCCUUACUACUAUGGCUUCUACAACAACCGGCUACAGGCGUACUGCAAGCAGAACCUGGAGAUGAACGUGACGGUGCAGAACGUGCUGCAGAUCCUGGAGGCGGCCGACAAGACGCAGGCGCUGGACAUGAAGCGACAUUGCCUGCACAUCAUCGUGCACCAGUUUACCAAGGUCUCCAAGCUGCCCACGCUGCGCUCACUCAGCCAGCAGCUGCUGCUCGACAUCAUAGACUCCCUGGCCUCCCACAUCUCCGACAAGCAAUGUGCAGAGUUGGGCGCCGACAUAUGAGGGCCCAGGUGGUGCCAGCCCACGCGUGGAGAAUGAUUAUGCCUGCCCGUUCCCUGCAAAGACUGCUGGCUGCCCUCAGGCCUGUGAUGGAGUGGUCAGACCUGCUGGCCACGAGGCAGCGUGCUCAGAGCCUCAGGAGGGAGCUCAAGGGAUGUGGGAGGCUCCAAACGCCCCAUUUCACUGCUAAGGACAUGGCUCACAGGACGCGGGUGGCAAAGCAGGCCCCUUGGCCGGCUCCCUUUCCUGGGGAAGAGGGAUGGCUGGGAAGCUAGGGUUCAGUGUGAAGACACGGCAGGAGGCAGAUGUCCUGGCCAGGGCCCAGCAUAGCUCGUGGAUCUGGCCACUGGGUCAUGUUGUGAAGGUCCUGUCACACAGCACCCCCACCCUUGCCAAGGUCCCUGUAAGGGGCCCCACCUGUCACCUGGAGCUUGUGUGUGGGCAACAAUGGACGGAUGGAGUCUGACUCAAGAUGAAUUUUGGUGCCCUUCAAGACGAAUUUUUGGGUUUGAAGGGCCUUGAGGUCAGCUCCCAGCCCAGGGUCAACCACUCUGGACUAGGCCUGGAUUCCAGAGGGGCUGCAGGAUCCUAUGCGCCUGUGUGCACCUUGGGGCCCUGGACUGUGCCAAGGAGAAGCCAGCGAAGAUGUUCCCUAGGUUGCUGUCUGCCCAGUGUUUCUUCUGUCAAACAUGCCUCCGUUAAAGCCAUAGCAGUGCUGCCUACUACACACACGUCCUGCUGGCGCGGUCCCAGUCCCUGAGCUCUGGCCUCAGCCCCGGCCUGCCCGAAGUAAGGACUGGCCAUUUAGCCCAGUUGCUUGGGAUUGGCCAGUCUUGCCUGGUUCUCUUUCCAUGUCAGCAACUCCUC
This is a messenger RNA of Rhinolophus ferrumequinum (greater horseshoe bat), 3515 nucleotides long. It is a transcript of the gene LZTR1, whose product is annotated as leucine zipper like transcription regulator 1. The coding region runs from base 129 to 2651 and encodes 840 amino acids. Gene Ontology annotation, molecular function: protein binding. Gene Ontology annotation, cellular component: Golgi apparatus. The transcript has 21 exons. The record is from RefSeq and is a predicted model, not a curated record. NCBI's taxonomy places the organism in Eukaryota, Metazoa, Chordata, Mammalia, Chiroptera, Rhinolophidae.